Melitaea cinxia (Glanville fritillary) is the source of this 1341-nucleotide messenger RNA. It is a transcript of the gene CrebB, whose product is annotated as cyclic AMP response element-binding protein B. NCBI's taxonomy places the organism in Eukaryota, Metazoa, Arthropoda, Insecta, Lepidoptera, Nymphalidae. The record is from RefSeq and is a predicted model, not a curated record. The transcript is spliced from 7 exons. Gene Ontology annotation, biological process: regulation of transcription by RNA polymerase II. Gene Ontology annotation, cellular component: transcription regulator complex; nucleus. Gene Ontology annotation, molecular function: RNA polymerase II cis-regulatory region sequence-specific DNA binding; protein binding; DNA-binding transcription factor activity, RNA polymerase II-specific. The coding region runs from base 204 to 1070 and encodes 288 amino acids.
GAAUUUAUUAUGAUUAUCAGAGCGCAUGCGUCUAACAAUAUUCGUCUUUCGGCCAUAUUGUUAUGACGCAUACAAGAUCAUAGGUCUCCGCCAGUGACGAGUCUUCUCGCAGUUGACGUGGCUACUACGUACCGUCCCGUUCGCCCACUCCGGACGCAGCAUAUACGGUGACGAGGAAUACGUAACUGGUGAUCAUAGUGGGCAUGGACGGAAUGGUGGAGGAGAACGGCACAUCUGGCGCAUCAGGCGUCGCAGAUCCUUUGGCGAGUGCUGCCUCUUCAGCCAGCACCACGCCUCACGUCGUCGUUACCAGCAUUGUGCAACUAACGUUGCCUACCCAGGCACCGUCAGCACAGGUCCAAUCAGUAAUACAACCUAAUCAACAGUCUGUUAUUCAGACAGCAUCUAAUAUACAGACAGUGCAGUUACCUAAAGGAAAUGUUAUAUUGGUUAGCAAACCAAGCUCAGUUAUACACACUACUCAAGGAACUUUGCAAACAUUACAGAUCAAGCCCGAACCAAACACAGUAGUAAAUACACAGGGACAGUCAUGUAGUGAUGAAAGCUGUAGUGAUGAUGAAAGUCCAAAAAGAAAUAAAUACAGAGAAAUGUUAACUCGACGUCCAUCUUAUAGGAAAAUACUAAAUGACCUAGGAGGUGCCGAAAUAGCUGAAAAUCGCAUGGGAACUAAAGCGGGAUUGGAAAAUGAAGUGUCGCUGCCACCUUCUUUAGCGUUUGCUCCAGUGAUUCCAGCUGGUGCCUUGCAGACAGAAAGUGGUUUGCAUACAUUGGCUGUGUCAGGUGCAACCGGUGGUGGGGCGAUAGUCCAAUACGCGCCAAAUCAGGAUGGACAAUUCUAUGUUCCGGGGCCAAUUUUAGAAGAUCAAACACGAAAGCGUGAACUUCGGCUAUUAAAAAAUCGCGAAGCAGCAAGAGAAUGUCGACGUAAGAAAAAAGAAUACAUAAAAUGUCUUGAAAAUCGAGUGGCAGUAUUAGAGAAUCAAAACAAAGCCCUUAUAGAAGAACUAAAAUCACUUAAAGAACUAUAUUGCCAACAAAAAACUGAAUGAGGUCCAGCCGGCUAACCAGGUGUGCCGCUGCCCUGCCGGUAAGAGCCUAGAGGCACACAUAUUUUGCGCAAUUGUACUGCAGUCAAAGUACACACUUGGUUGCGUCCAGGUAAAGUGCCGACCGAGGUGGACUGAAAAGAUGACUAAUUAUAAAUUUCUUAAAACUAAUUAGUUUUGACAUUAAAAAAAAAAUAUUCAAAUUACUAUUGCAAAAUGCAUCUAAACAUUUGACAUUCAUUUUAUUUAAUUAAAUGAAGUAUAUAAAAUAAAA